Messenger RNA from Nilaparvata lugens (brown planthopper), 3718 nucleotides. It is a transcript of the gene sit, whose product is annotated as elongation of very long chain fatty acids protein 7. The transcript has 7 exons. The record is from RefSeq and is a predicted model, not a curated record. Lineage: Eukaryota; Metazoa; Arthropoda; Insecta; Hemiptera; Delphacidae. The coding region runs from base 635 to 1795 and encodes 386 amino acids. Gene Ontology annotation, cellular component: endoplasmic reticulum membrane. Gene Ontology annotation, biological process: very long-chain fatty acid biosynthetic process; fatty acid elongation, monounsaturated fatty acid; sphingolipid biosynthetic process. Gene Ontology annotation, molecular function: fatty acid elongase activity.
AGAAUGUCUUACCUAAAGCUGGCAACUAGGCUUAUCAACUAACCACCUGGUUAUUCCGAAUAUGACACAAGUGGCGAUGCAUUAGACCCAUACUGACUCCCUGCUGCAGCCACAUUUGUGCUUCUAAAUACUCCACAGGGAGUUAGCUCUACUGACCUAGUGUCGUGUUUUACUGUAGUGAUUGGUCAACCGGCAACAAGUUUAUCGUGUUUCUGUGACAAUUUUCGUGAUUUUCGAGACAUUUUCGUGCUUCUGGAACGCAAAAAGUGAAUAUUUUUAUCAAGUUUUUCCAUUGUUUCAACGGUUGAUUUUACAAACUAGUGAUAUUGAUAUAAUAACUUUAUUGGCUGAGAAUUGGCACAAGAACGAUAACAGUGAACGGAUUCAGAAAAGUGAAUUAUCUUUUAAUCGUAUCCACAAGUGACGUGAAAAAUCGGAAAAAGAUAGACUCCGUAUUGAGACUAUCCAAAACAAUUCGACGUUAAGAGUGAAAUCAAAACAUUAUACAGUGUUCCGUGUUGAGACGUUUCGUAAUUUGGAUUACACCAAAUUUGGGGAACUCCAGUUAUUCUACAAGGAUAAAUAAUUGCACCGAAUUUUUUUGAUAUCCCAAAGACCACAGACAUAAGUCAUCAUGACGUCUCUAUACAACAACACAAUAACAAGAUAUUAUGACUUCGUAUUCACAGACUUAGGAGAUCCAAGAACCAAUCACUGGCUGCUUCUAGGGAGCCCUAUGCCUGGUGCCACCAUUCUAGGAUUGUACCUUUACUUUGUCCUGUCAUGGGGACCCAGGUACAUGCUACACAGAAAGCCUUACGACCUACAAAACACCCUCGUAGUAUAUAACUUCAUACAAGUAUUGGCCAGUAUAUGGCUAUUCUGGGAGGCGAUGGACGCAGCCUGGUGGACGAGGUACAGUUGGAAAUGCGAGCCCGUUGAUUGGUCGAGAAGUCCUGAAGCCAUGAGGAUAGCUUGGGCAUUCUACAUGUACUUCAUAGCCAAAAUAUCAGAGCUACUUGACACUGUUUUCUUCGUGCUGAGGAAAAAAGACCGUCAGAUCACGUUUCUGCACAUGUACCAUCACACGGUGAUGCCGAUGAUCUCAUGGGGAGCAGCUAAAUAUUACCCGGGUGGUCAUGGCGCUUUCAUCGGGAUGAUCAACAGCUUUGUUCACAUAAUCAUGUACACGUACUACAUGAUGGCCGCCAUGGGACCUCAGUUCCAGAAGUACCUCUGGUGGAAGAAGUACAUCACUACUCUCCAACUGAGUCAAUUCUGCCUGGCCUUCCUGCAUUCCUUCCAGCUGCUUAUCUACGACUGCGAAUAUCCACGCUGGUCGCUAUUCCUCAUCAUGCCAAACGCCGUAUUCUUCUACUACUUGUUCAAUGACUUCUACAACAAAGCCUAUGGAAUAGAUGACAGCAGACAACGGAGAAAACCAGAAUCAAGCAACGAGAAACCUGAAUCAAAUGGCACCGCAAAUGGACACGCAUCAAAAUCAAAUGGACAUGUGACUAAAUCAAAUGGCACCGCAAAUGGACACAUGUCUAAAUCAAACGGCGCCGCAAAUGGACAUGUGUCUAAAUCAAAUGGACAUGUAUCCACAUCAAACGGUAAUUUGAACCAAAGGAAUGGACAGGCUACAACGUCAAAUGGACAUGUGACAACAGCAAACGGCCAUGUGAGCAGAUCAAAUGGACAUGUCCCAAACACAAAUGGAAACAUUGCGAACGGCAAUGCAAGUAAUUCCAAUGGACAAAUACAGAAACAAUUGCCAAAGAAAGACCAGUAGAAGGUCUUUUAUCAUAAGAUAUCAGUGUGAAACAUUCAUAAACCUUUUAGGUGAAGAUGAACUGAAAUUGUAUUUGAGAACAUUUUCCCUAAACUCUCAGGUUCAAAUUAAUAUAUUAUUGGUUGAGACUCACUUGAGUGGAUCUUGAAAGAAUGAUUCAAGUUGCAAUCAAGUCGAGGAACUCCAAUGACCUUUCAAAAAUAAGUGUCGGUGUGAAAAUGGUAAAGGACUUGAGAAUUUCAUUGAUAGUCCAUUUCUAGAGAGCUUACAGGUUGAAUCUAUGGUGUUUAUUCUGUGAUUGAUUCCAAUUUGAUAUUAUAACUUCACAUUAUUCGCAACUAUCUGAACGUCAACCCACCAUCAAAUUAAUGGUUCGAUUAUUCGAGAAAGACUUCCAGAUCCAGUUUUAUAGAAUAUCAUCAUUUUGCACUGAAAAAAUUCUCGAAAAAUUAUUUGCUUGGUAGUCUCUACUAUUCCUUUAUUUACACAUAAUUUUCCUCUAUGUUGUCUUGGUUUAAUACGCAUGUAUUCUAGAAAAUAAAAAUUCUAUGAAUUGAUUAAUUUAAAUGAUAAAAAUAUGAUAAUUUAUUAUACUUGUGAGAUUUUAGAUUGAUUAAGAAAUCUUUCACCAUGUGCCUGAUAACUUGCCUCCACUACAAGCCUGAAACUUGCCUGAAAAAUCUCAAUCUGUACCUUCCAUGACUCAAUUAGAUAUGAAUAAAUGUGCUCCAUUUAUGUAAUUUAUUAGGAUAACAAUGAGCAUUGUUAUAUUUAUGUAAUAUUAAGAUGAAUUUCUUGUAGUUCUUUUACAUCUUCAUCUUCUGUACUAUUUAAAAUCUGGUGGAAUUUAAGCUAGAGAUUCUGAUGUCUUAUGUGCCUUCUGUAGACUAUUGGAUGUAUUAAUUGACUGAAUUAAAAAAAAAUUACCAAGGUAUCUAGAAUACAUUGACAUGUAUUAUAGAUACCUUGAUAUUUACUAUAUGACAAUAAUUAAAACAAUGAGUGAAAUUCAAGACAUGAUAGGAUUUUCCUCAUUCAGUACUCUCGAGGUGUUCCAAAUGUGUGAUCAAUGAUUAUCAAGGACAAAAUAUUUUCAAAUUCCAAAUCAAAAUUUCAUUCAAAAAGUGAGACUAACAAUAAUUAUCAUUAGAAUGGAAAAUAUUAUGAUAAGAUCAUAUAAUUAAGAUUGUGUUGCAAUAUUAGAGUCCAGUAGGGAGGUUUUUCUAUUACUAUAACUCAAUUAUUGACAUGUGAAUUAUAUAUUCUACUAUUACUAGCCUAAGUUCAUGCUCCUCCAUACUGGUUUUCCUCUUUCAUUAUAUAUCAUAGUACUUAAAAUUGAAAAUGAUAAUUAAUAUUUCAGAAAAAUAUGAUGUAUAAUAUAGUAGCCUAAAAUGUGAAUAGAAAUUAGUACACCCAUAGUGAAUGAUCUCCAUAGCUUCAUCACUGAAGAUAUGAUUUAAAACUGUCCCAAACAAAAUAUUGAAUGAUAAUAGUAAUUUUCAUGACAUAGAGUUAGCCUGAGGUUUUUGGAUACUUUUUUUCCACUAUGUUAACCAAAUGUAAAAGUUACUUUUUCAAUAGAGUAGCUAACCGUCCUUAGUUACUUGUAGUUACCAAUAGCACGUGAUUUUGAUUUGUUACCUCAUCCUAAACUGUGGUCAUUAAAAAUAUAAUUAUCAAUGUUCUGAUGUUAUUGAGAUUUUCUCAUUAAGACUAUACUAUAUAAGACUAUACAGGAUGUAAAUGAUGUAUAAUAGUAUCAGAGAAAGAUUAUUUGAUUCAUCAUUGUGUUGAAUUGAUCUUAUAAUAUUCUCAGAUUAACCAAAUUUGAUCAAUGAAAAUGUGACUCAAAAUAUGAAGCCUGUAAUUUGAGACCAAUAGAAAGUACUUGUACCAACUAGGCACCAUAAAGAUCAAAAA